CCUGAAGUGAUGUGUGAAUAGUGUAGUGCAAGUGAGAGUUGGUGUGCGUAAUAAGGGGUGAGGAAAUGACUAGGAAGAGGAAGGAAAGAUCUCACGAUUGUUAAAAGUACUGCUCCUUCAUUCGCUGGCCGUUAGAAUUCUCCAGAUAGCAGCUGAAUUCGACCUAGCAAUGUAUUACUGAAGUGAGUGUCGAAAAUCCUUCCAGGCCCCCUAGGACCUCCUGGUCAGAAGCGCUGCAAAUACAUCAUUUGAUACUCCGAGCCACCAACCACAGUAUAGCUAUAUACGAAGGUUGCAAUAAUAUAAAUGGCUGAAACCCAUAAAUAAGUGUGGCAUACUAAGUGGGCGGACUCUUUAACGGACGCACUCAAAUGUCAAUUAAAAAAUAAAUAUUUUAUACAAUAUAUCGUAAGGGAUGUUAUUCUUUUUAAUCGCCGAAAAACUUUAAAAACUGAUUAACAAGGAGGUGAAUUUUAGAAACGUUCCAGGUCAUGACAAAUUGAAAGUGCCGCGAGUAAAUCAUUGGUCGUGAUUGGUAUGUUUAGAGUAGACGGUAAAUAUCAUCAUGGUCGCGCCGGCUGUGAGUGUGACAAGCACUCAAUGAUUGAAAGGCUAGGUUUCGUGAACGAAAUGUUUUCCGCGUGGAUUAGUAGUUGCGUCUAUGAUAAACGGUAGCAUUUCAUCGUUUAUUAUUUUCUUUAGAAAAACGAAGCAUUUAACUUUCCUCUACUCUUCUGUAUAAGAAGUGAAUAUAUUUUCAUAUAACACUACGUGUCGUCAUUGAAUCUGAUUUACUUUAGUUUGUGAACUGUUUUACAGCUUGGUUUUACAACACCAAUGGAGUAUUUUUGUGUGAAUGACAAUGAAUUAAUGAGUUCUUUCAUGGUGUAGCAUUUAGAAUUACAUUGUAUGUACAUUUUGCCACUCCUACAAAUGUGAUGGCUGUUACUUUUGUAUUAAAUAGGCUUAAAGCAUUGUUUUUUAUUGUGGUCGAUAUAUUUAAACGGGCAUUAUGCUGUUUCCGUCGACGAAGGCGAAAUUCAGGCGAACCAGUACCACUAACUGAUGUUGGAAUUAUUCCUAAUAAAGAAACCCAUGGCCUUCAAGAAAUUAGUUCUGGCGACUUACAAAGUUGGAAUUCUUGGGAUACCACUCCAUCAUGUGUAGUUACUGAGCAUUCUCCCAAGGAUAUAAUUCAACAAAAAAUUGAAAUGUACCGCCAGAAAACUACACAAGUAACAACGGAAGAGGAAACUGAACCACAGCCCGAUUUCUUUCAGGAUAUGACUCCAAGAAUAACAAAACAGCCAAAAAUUAUUCUGAAAAGUGAUGCUGAUGGUCCAAGUUGGAGUGAUACAAUAUCAACUCGACUGAGUGCGGAUGGUGUUCCUUUGCCUGGCCCUGAAUUAGAAACUUGGGAAGACACUCCAGGCUGGGAAGAUCAAACCCAAGAUGAAUGGGAUCCUGAUACCAUUCUAAAAGAGAAACGUCAGCUAGAAAGACAACGACGCCUAGCAGACCAACAACGAAAAAAAAUGGAACGUGAGAAAACAAGAAUGGGUAGACCAGUUACUCUUGGAUCACGAUUAAGUUGAUAGAAAGUUCUAUGAUGUUCUGGUGUUAUUUUGAUUGGAGUGAAAACACUGCAUUUUUUAGACUGGAGCCAGCAGUAAUGCUACCAAAUAACAAUUUCAAGUUUGUUAAGUGAUGCACUGUAAGAAAAAACUGAGCAAAAUGUUUUCUUUGUUCCUCUUGCACGUGAAAUUGAUGAAUAAUUAAUGUGUGUGCACAUGGGCUGCUGCACUGUAUGUACUUACAAAAUGUGCUAGUAAAAUUCAUCAUUAGCUCAAGAAGCUAGAAGACUUUGGGUAUGAUUUGGAGGGAUUUACUUGCAUCUAAUUUUCAAGAUUGUUGUCAACAAAGCACAUUUCUGAGGAAAAGGAAAAGGAGAUGGCAACAGAUUUGUCAUUUUUGACUGCAGAGAAAAAGGUCACUUCAUGGUGCAGUUUUAUGCUUAUUUGGACCAUUAGACAAUUAUCGAUAUUUGAGUCAUUUGAAGAAUUUUAAUUAUUGUUAUAGUAGUGGAGUAGAAUAUUUCUGAGAACAAAUAAAACUUGCCAGUAAGUGCUUGUUGUCUUGCAAAUAUAAUUCAUAUCUUCUAAAGUUUUACAAAAAUGUUACAGCAGGUUAAAUUGUAGCUUGUGAACAUAGGGGAAAUGGUAUUAAUCAGUUUUCUGUGACAACACCUAGUAAACAAUAGAAAAGAGAGAAAACAUUUAAUAAUUUGAAUUAAGGAGAAUUUUUGCUUAGUGUCUGCCCUCCCCUUCCUAUUUUCCAUUACAAUCAUUUUCAUGAAGAACUAGAAAUGAAGCAUUCUGUUUUUCAGAGCAAAUGAGAGACAUUGCUCUUGCCUGUACACUUCACAAUAUCAUCAGUUUUUGAAGUUAUGAGAAAAGAAAUGGUUUUCAUUAUUAAAAUUUUAAGUGGCAUUUGAAUGUAUAGAUAAAUUGACAUAGUUUUGAAACAUGAAAUAAAUGUGUAUGUGCUACACAAAUUCAUUAUUUUAAGUGGGUUUCAAUCUGAAAAAAUGACAUUUUCUGAAUAAAUUAGUCUCUGGUUCAUAUUCUUUCAAUAAAAAAUAUCCUUUUGCAACAUCUGUUACAACUGUAUUUCACUCUUUACCACUAUUUAAGUAUUUCAUGUGUCUCAGUGAAGUUUCUUUCUCUUCUGCUAAAAGAACUGUUAUUGGCAUCAAGAUGUCUGAAGUUUUUCUCUUUAUAUUUUCCACAAAUUGAUGUGUAGAACUUCCUUUGUAUCAAAUGUUUUGGAAUAUGCUACAAUAAUUCAUGAAUUGAUGUAAAAUUAGAAUUAUCAAGCAUUCCACCAAUUUAAAGCUGCAUGUUUUAACAAAGGAUUCAGUCAAUAACUAUUAGUUUUGUAUCAAUUAUAAUGUAUAUGUUAUGUUUCACAAAAUUAUAAUUAUGAUUAUUGCAUAAAUAUUUUCA
Messenger RNA from Gryllus bimaculatus (two-spotted cricket), 3005 nucleotides. The record is from the annotation of a GenBank genome assembly. NCBI's taxonomy places the organism in Eukaryota, Metazoa, Arthropoda, Insecta, Orthoptera, Gryllidae.